Molecule: messenger RNA, 2316 nt
Organism: Phalacrocorax carbo (great cormorant)
Lineage: Eukaryota; Metazoa; Chordata; Aves; Suliformes; Phalacrocoracidae
Source: RefSeq, a predicted model, not a curated record
UGCCAGCCGCGGGCCCAGAAUAGCAGCACUGCCCUGCAGUCAGCAUGGAGCGACUCCCCGGACCCACUGCGCCCCAGGUGGCGCUGCUGGAUGCUGCUGCCCGCCCCGAGGAAGAAGGUGGGUAGCAGGCAGGGCCUAGGUGUGUAGGAGGGGGUGGCUGGCUCACUCGUGCAAUGAGUGCAUUGGUUCUCUGGCCAUCCUGCCCAUACCCCUCAUUGCCCCACUCAUCAGCUCCUUCCCAUCAGCUCCCAGUGCCCCCAGGCUGGAGAGCAGCAGUGCUCUGUGCUGCCCCUGUGGGGUGGGGAAUGGGGGGUUCUGUGGGGAGCACCCCCACUCCCCCCAGGAAGGAGGGCUCUGAGACCUUACAGCUCAGCUCACCAGCCAGGACUGGGGCAGGUUUGCCUACAGGGUUCCCAGAGGCCUUGUGCCCCAGGGAGGAGGUGGAGGAGGAGGAGGAAGAGGACAGGCAAAGGAGCCCAAGACCUGUCACCUUUACACUGGGCAACGAGAUACUGGGGCUGGGCCCGGAGAGUGAGUUUCAGAGCCCUGAUGCUGAGGUCUACAUGCACUUCAUGAGGAGCCACUGCUGCUACGAUGCCAUCCCCACUAGCUGCAAGCUGGUUGUCUUCGACAUCUCUCUGGAGAUUAAGAAAGCCUUUGUCGCACUGGUGGCCAAUGGGGUUCGUGCUGCCCCACUCUGGGACAGCAAGACGCAGAGCUUUGUGGGUGAGUGCCAGCAGUGCCGCCUGGCCCCUUCCCCUACCUGCCUGCAAGGGGUGUGGGCAUUGCUGCCAGCCCCACGUGUCUCCGCAGGGAUGCUGACUAUCACCGACUUCAUCAACAUCCUCCACCGCUACUACCGCUCGCCCCUGGUUCAGAUCUACGAGGUGGAGGAGCACAAGAUUGAGACCUGGCGAGAGGUGUACCUGCAGGGCUCCUUCAAGCCGCUGGUCUACAUCUCCCCGAGUGAUAGCCUUUUCGACGCUGUCUACUCCCUGAUCAAGCACAAGAUCCACCGCCUGCCUGUCAUCGAGCCCAUCUCGGGCAACGUCCUUCACAUCCUGACGCACAAACGCAUCCUCAAGUUCCUUCACAUCUUUGGCUCCACCAUCCCCAAGCCACGCUUCCUGAAGAAAACAGUGCAGGAGCUGUGCAUCGGCACCUUCCGUGACGUGGCUGUCGUGCCUGAGACUGCGCCCAUCUAUGCCGCCCUGGAGAUCUUUGUGGACCGCCGCGUCUCUGCCCUGCCUGUCAUCAAUGAUGCUGGGCAAGUGGUCGGCCUCUACUCCCGGUUCGACGUCAUUUGCCAGCACAAUGGGGUGCGAGGACAUGUCGGGGGCACUGAGCGGGGCCACGUCUCCCACAGCACCUGGCAGCCCAGAAGACCUACAACAACCUGGACAUCAGCGUGCGGGAGGCACUGCGGCAGCGCACCACCUGCCUGGAGGGGGUCCUCACCUGCUAUCCCCAUGAAACCAUGGAGGACAUCAUCGACCGCAUUGCAAAGGAGCAGGUCCAUCGCCUUGUUCUGGUGGACGAGAACCAGUACCCACGGGGCAUCGUCUCCCUCUCAGACAUCCUCCAGGCCCUUGUGCUCACUCCCGCAGGGACAGGGCUCACUCCUGGGCCGCGCUGGGAGCACACGGCCCGGCCACCUUCACCUGGCUCCUCUCACCCACUGCCUGGCAUCGACCGAGCCUCACUCUGAAGACACCAGGGAAGUGCAGUUGUCUCAUCUGGCUCGGGGGUCUCUUGCGGGGCUCUGGGGCCAUGGAAGGAGGCUUGGGCCCUGGAGGCUCUCCAUGGGGAGAGCCUGCCUGCCUGCCUUAGUCCUGGGGCUCGUCUUGAGUCCAGGGCCAGAUCCUGCCAGCCUCGGGGAGGCAGGGAGCGGAGAAAAGAGGGCCCAGGGGUGCCUCCCGCCAGUGAGCACAUGGCGAUGCUUGAUGGGCACCGUGCUGCGAGGAGCCGUGUCAUGUCCGCAGCUGGGCGCAGGGACCGGCAUGGCCACCCUGCUCCCAUCCUGCUGCUGGAUUUGGCGCUUUGGCUGUGGCUCCCCCUGCUCGGUGAGCACAGUCCUGCCGGUUGCACCCACUGCCCGGUAGCAUAGACUCUGCUGCACACACAGGCUUGUUUAUUGUAGGGUCACAUGGGGCUGGAGCUCUGUUGCAGAGGCACAGUCUGCACCGGGGCUGGUGCCAGGAUGGGCACUUGCAUGGGGACCCUGUGCACGUUUUGGGGUGGGCAGGGGGUAUUUAUUUAUUUGCUAGUCUGUUCAGCCUUGUAAUAAAGCAGCCUGCUCCAGGCACUGUUGCCUCA